AUGCAUCUCAAAACAGAGGAAUCAUCGGGUUCCAGUGAAACAGCUGAUGAUGUGGACUCCACUUCGAGUGGCAGUAGUGCCAGCAAGCCUAAAAUUGCGAACCCUAAAACGGUAAUGGCGCCGUCUCAACUGUUGGCCAUCUCAUCAACGCAGCCACCUCCUCCACCACCUCCAGCACCACUUAAUCCACCACCGCCACCAUCGCCAGCACCAUCAACCCAGCAACCAGCACUUGUUCUGGUGACAACUUUGCCACCUUCACCACCACCAAUUGAAAGUGGUCCUGCCAGUGCACUGCCAAAGAAAGUUUCACCAGGCAAAGCUAAAAAGCCUCGAACUCCUCAAUCCAAACCGCCUAAAAUGAUUGCGGUGACUGCCACCACCACCGUUAGCAAAACUCCGGUUCCAGCCACUCCGGCUACUUUUUCCAAAAGUCCAGCGCCAUUUUUGAUUACCCAACAGCUGUCCCAGCCUUUGUCCUCGCAGUCCGCCAGUCCACUGCUGUCAAAAACGCCCAAAAAAAGCUCUAGAAAAAAGAAAACUGGUGGUAAUGGUGGUCUGUUGCCACCUCCACCACCACCUUCAUCUCUGGCUGAACAGCCGAAAGCAUCAAGACCGAUCUCUCUUCGCCCACCACCACCAAAAUCAAAGACAACAACCGAAGCAUCUCCCUCAUCCCAAUUACCCUCCAUUUUUGGCUCAUCAGGUGGACGACCAGGCGAGAAGAGUCUGAAGUCAGAUGGGUCAAUGAGCAGCUCCGACUCUUCGCGCAGCUUUUUCUCGGAGAACACCAGCAACUCCUCAAGACAAAGCACGGACAGCGCCAAACUUCCACAACUGCCCGAGUCGACGAGACUGGCGGUGGGCGUCAAGGUGGCGGCCACGUUGCCCUCUCCAGCUUCUUCAGCUGCUUCAGCCAAGUCGACAAAAGAGAAGCCAAAGCUUCAGCUACCGGAAAUGAAGUCGACGGCAGCUGUUGCUACAGCCAGUAAACCAAGUUCCCAAGUAGAGCCUUUCAAAGGACCAAUUCUGCCAGCAGCUGUGGAAAAGCGGUCUGAUAAGCUGCCCUCAACGGUAUUGCCCGCCAUGUCGGACAAUGCUCCGACGGUGCGGCGGUCGGUUCGGGUGAAGGUGAAGGCAAAGCUUCCAGCCGGCAUCAAGGUGGUCGCCAUUGAUGAGGGUGGCAGAAGUACGCAUCAGGAGAACUCUACUUCAAAGUCAUCAACUCUGGACAGUGCUGGCUCUAGCAAAAUGGCCAGCAUCGAGAAGACGGAGAAGAGCGGAGGCAGCGUGCUCAGUGUGGCCUCCAAGGUGGAGAAGAGUGCUGCUGAUCAGCCGAAGACGACCAAGAUGACUGAGAAGGGAAAGGAGUAA
This is a messenger RNA of Rhagoletis zephyria (snowberry fruit fly), 1374 nucleotides long. NCBI's taxonomy places the organism in Eukaryota, Metazoa, Arthropoda, Insecta, Diptera, Tephritidae. The record is from RefSeq and is a predicted model, not a curated record.